Molecule: messenger RNA, 1053 nt
Organism: Scylla paramamosain (green mud crab)
Lineage: Eukaryota; Metazoa; Arthropoda; Malacostraca; Decapoda; Portunidae
Product: endoglucanase E-4-like
Exons: 10
Coding region: 1-1053 (350 amino acids)
Biological process (GO): carbohydrate metabolic process
Molecular function (GO): hydrolase activity, hydrolyzing O-glycosyl compounds
Source: RefSeq, a predicted model, not a curated record
AUGUGGCGAAAAGAUGUCCUCUUCCCCAUCGUGGGACUCCUCUUUGUCCUUAUAGAUUUAACCAUCGCUGCAGGCGUGGGUGCUCAGCGAUGUGAUGUGAUCAGUAUCGUCGAGAAGUCCAGUAACAGUUAUGCCGCAAAAUUCACAUCCCAGACCGAGUUUCCCUUCGUCGGCGUCAACGUCGUGUUCACCUUUGACCAUCCCGUGACCUCCGUGAUCAACCACAACGGCAAGUCCGAGAUGAUGGACGACAUGCACGUCAGGAUGACUGACGAGUACCACUUCGUGGAGACUGGCGUCUUCGUGCACUUUAGCUUUGAGGUGUUCCACUCCGGCGACACUCAGCCAGAAGUUAUUGCCGUGGACCUGAACGGCCAGGACGCCUGUGACGGCUCCAUGACGUGGGCAACAGACGCCCCAUACAUCCAGCCAUGUCAAAAAAGUGGAACGACGCCCUACGAUUAUAGCCAGGUGCUGUGCAUGUCUUUCCUGUUCUACGAGGCACAGCGCUCAGGAGUCCCGCCGCCCGACCAGCGCGUCAAACCCUGGAGGUGGGACUCCGCCCUAAACGAUGGUGCCGAAGGGGGACAUGAUCUGACUGGAGGCUACUACGACGCCGGUGACCACGUCAAAUUCGGCUUCCCGAUGGCGUCGACCACAAUCGUGUUGGCAUGGGGACUCAUUGACUUUCCUAUGGGUUAUGAACAGACAGGUCAGACGGAGUACGCCAGAGCGGCGGUGAAAUGGGCCACAGACUACUUCCUCAAGACACACGCUGCUGAGUAUGAGCUUAACGGACAGCACCCUCCGAUACGUGCACACCACCGCUCCAGCUCGUGUCCCAAUCCCCCCGACUCGUGUGCCCAAAACAACUGGGGAUACGAACAACCAGGACCCAACCCCCACGUCCUGCACGACGCCAUUGUGGGCGGCCCCGCGGAGGACGGCACCUGGGAGGACGACCGCCUGGACUACGUGCACAACGAGGUGGCGUGUGAUUACAGCGCCGUCUACACGGGCGCGCUGGCGGCCAUCAUUGAGAUGGGGAACUAA